AUGCGCACCAUUCUCAUUCUAUAAAUACCGAAGAUUGAACAACAAAUUCUUCAGACACAUCCAACAGAGAAGAAAAGAAAUUGAGAGGAAAACAAGCAAACAAAAUGAAUGUGAAUGUUAUCUUAUUAGCCCUUAUUUUUUUCUUCUUCAUGUGGACAAUAUGUUUUGCCCAAAAUACCCCUGAAGACUUCCUUUCAGUUCACAAUGAGGCUCGUGAAGAGGUUGGUGUGGGUCCACUCUCAUGGAACCACACACUUGAAGCCUACGCUCAGCGCUACGCCAACGAGAGGAUCCCGGACUGCAACCUGGAACACUCCAUGGGGCCUUACGGCGAGAACAUCGCCGAAGGCUACGGCGACAUGAAGGGCUCUGACGCCGUGAAGUUUUGGUUGACGGAGAAGCCAAAUUAUGACUACCACUCAAACUCAUGCGUUAACGAUGAGUGCCUGCAUUACACUCAGAUAGUGUGGCGUGAUUCGGUUCAUGUUGGGUGCGCAAGAGCUAAGUGUAACAACCAUUGGGAGUUCGUUAUCUGCAGCUAUGACCCACCCGGCAACAUUGAAGGCCAACGUCCCUAUUGAUUAAGCUAUGCUCACUACUCAUCUCAAAAUAAUAUCAAGUAUAUGCAUGUCACUAAAGGUAAAAACUCAAGGGAAGUCGACUUCACGUAAAGUUGAUAUCUGAGAGCCGUGAGAUAAAAGUUUAGUCAAUUCAGUCAAAUUAUCUAACGACUAUCGGGUAUCAACUUCAUGUGAAGUCGAUUACACAUGAGUUUUCACCAUCACUAAAUCAAGGUGGAAUUUAAGUUCACGUCAAGUUGAUAACUGAGAGACAUGAAAAUUUAUUCAAAUCAUUUAAAUUAUUUAACGGCUCUCAUCUAUCAACUUUACGUGAAGUUGACUACACUUAAAUUUUUAUCCUAAAUCAAUUAUCCAUGUUGUGUAUUUUAAUAUAUAAUGUGUGGGAUAAAACGGGUUGAAUCGUGUUCUAAUAUUAAAUUUAUACCAAUGAUGUGAAUAUUAAUAA
This is a messenger RNA of Arachis ipaensis, 1026 nucleotides long. RefSeq names its product basic form of pathogenesis-related protein 1. Gene Ontology annotation, cellular component: extracellular region. NCBI's taxonomy places the organism in Eukaryota, Viridiplantae, Streptophyta, Magnoliopsida, Fabales, Fabaceae. The record is from RefSeq and is a predicted model, not a curated record.